Molecule: messenger RNA, 5260 nt
Organism: Bursaphelenchus xylophilus (pine wood nematode)
Lineage: Eukaryota; Metazoa; Nematoda; Chromadorea; Rhabditida; Aphelenchoididae
Source: the annotation of a GenBank genome assembly
AUGAGAAGAGUCAAAUCGUCUACAGUCCCGCUGCCCGAGUUCUCGCGACAGGCCGAGCCUAGCGAUCGUUUGUCUAGAUUACAACAGAAAGUGAGUACUCGGCCAAGGCUACUGCUUUAACUUUGCUAUUUGGGACAAAUUUCCUUUUGAUUGUUUUGACAUUUGAUUUACGGUAGGCGUUACGUAAUAAAAUUUUGGACGAUAGCUCUAUAAACGACGGCAAUAGUGAACAUUCAUGUCGGGCUCAGUAUGGAGUAUAGAAACUGACUUUAGGUGCUUUUCCGCAUCCUCCAAUACCUCCAUGCUCAAGAUCUGCUCUCUCUUGGUGCUUGUAAUCGUUUUCUGUAUCACAAAUCUUCUGAUAAUGACCUCUGGAUUUGUUUUUGUGAAAAGGAAGGAGUCUACCUCCAUUCAGUCAGGAAUUCUAGAAGUCCAAAUCCAUUGAGGGCUUUCUCCGAGAAGCUGAGAUCAGUCGUUUCCUUCGGACAGAGGUUAGAUGAUUCGGAUAUCCCCCAUGGACAUUACAGACGGGCUUAUUUGAAGUAAGUGAAUUUACCACUCGUUAACUUCAGCCUAGAGUCCUCUACAAUUGGGCCAAGAAUAAAUCUAACAGUACUAGUUACAAUAUUACUCAGAGGAAGGGUACUGUAGUUCGAGGGGAGUAUAUUCUGGCCUGGUCCAACUCCGAUGUUGCCAUUAUCUCGAAGAGAACAAAGAACGUAUGUCUUAUUCGUUGCUGUAUGAUUUAUGGUAUAAUUACUUCCAGGUGACUACUGUAAAUGUGAGUGGAGUCGAAGCGACCAGUUUUUUUGAUGGCUCGACCAAAUUCGUCGUCUUCAUCCCAUCUCCAGAGGGGUCCAAAUUGAAUACUUACAGAGUGGAGGAUGGGAAACUGUUGAACAGCUACUCCUUCUCCCAAUCUCUCCACAUUUCACUUGCAGAUUGUCUUCAUAUAAGCUGGUGAGUGUAAUGUAAAGGCGAUCAGUCAUCUUUAGUGUGGCCAUAAGUGGUCCAGAUAAAGUGAACAUUUAUGAUUUGAAUACGGGGACCGAAGUGCAUUCAACUAAGGUUGUAAAGUCGAGUAAUCGCUUUGUGGAAUACGAUGGAUUCAGAGUUGUGACUUGUGCCAGGGAUUCCAAAAAACUUCAAGGAUGGAAUCUGAGGGAGAACACGGUCAGAGAAGUCGACCAAUGCACUGAUUUCAAGGUAACUGUAGUUUCUUUAGAUUAAUAUUUGUAGGUACUGAGUGACAUCAAACAAGUCAUCGUCUUUUAUGUUCGCUGGAAAUGUGAGAUCUACAAUGUAGACACAAUGAUCAAGCUCCAAUCAGUCACUCCCAGUUGUGGGGACUUUGCUGAUGUCCAUGUUACCCUCCAUUACAGAGCUCGGACUUUGGUUGGAUUAAUGGGAGGACCCCCGGGAACAGGGACCCUAUUCCCCGUGGUCAGUGUCUGGAAUCUGACAGAUGAGGGGUGGAUCGACAAGGGGAUCAUCAUGAGAGGACACGUUACUGAUGUGGGAUUCGUCAGCUCUCAUUUAUUUUUGUGUGAAACCAGAAAAUCAGAUCGAAGUGCUAGCCGAUUCCAAUUAUGGCAUGUGAGAAAAGGUAAAGUUAAAGCAAGUUUUUUGAGAAGAGCGAGCAUUGAGAGCCAGGCUGUGCACACGAAGAAUGUCACAAUCAGUACCAAACAUAGUACUUGUGAUAAGAACUACUGAUCGUUUAAAAAAAUAUUUUUUUGAGUUGUAGGUAGCAUUUUCAUAUCUCAUUUUUUGAUUACAAAAGGGUUUCUUACAUCACGUCGAUUCGAACGGUACCAAUCUUGCAAUGCCUGCUUUUUUGCUGACAAACUUAGCCAGUUUUGGGCAUUUUUGACCCUUAAACCCAAAAUUUGCUAAUUUUUUCAUAUCCUUGAUCAGCACAAUUUUUCGGAUUUUCCGAGAUAUGUCCCGUCUAAACGUAGGAGCCCCCAUAAAAGUAUUUUCCUUGUGAAAAAGAUCCGAAGCCAAUCCGAGCCGCCGUUAUCGAGGCGUACGAAAAUGUUACAGAACCUACAGUAAGCUAAAAAAUCAAAAUUAAAUUUUUUUGUAUUUAAUUGUUAUUCCAAAUGCUAUCAGUGGUGACGGUAUGAAGAUCAUGUUCUGAAUUCUUGUUUCGUGUGCACUGGGUGUUCGACUCUCUCGCUCAAUCUGGUUUAAUACAAGAGAUAAGAAUUAAUGUUACGCAAUUACAGCGUCUCUUGUGGCUAACGUGAGUCUCCCAUUGGAUUGCAAUUCGAACGAUCGAUCGCUGGAUCCGAAACAAUUAAAUGCGUCUACAGUUGCAGUAGUUACCAAGGAGGGUGUGGUUGUAAUAGACUUUAACUAGAAAUAAACAGCCAUUUUUAGUCUGUUAUUACUCGUUCAUUCGUAAAUUAUGUUUUUUUUCGAUUUUUAUACACAAGUUCGGAAUAUUAGGCAUUAAUUUGAAUGAAAAAGAUGACAUCAUCAGACUCAAAAUUCGACCACCUACAAUCUACAUAAAAACAAAGUAGUUCGCGGCAGUAAUGACUUCGUUUUGAAGACCUCUUUGAAGUAAAUUGGCGGCAUUCAGGCGAUGUCCAAAUAGAUUCAAUUUGGCGCUUGAAGGGAGGAGAAACGAAGAAGCCCGGAGGGGAAAAGGACGCAGAAAUGUCAAGUCUAAAUAAGAGAAAGAGGUAAUGCGUUUUCCUCCCGUCUUUUGCACUUUAUGCUCGCACAACGUGUCCUGUGCACGGGGAUCUCAUGGCCGAUGAAGAUCUUUUCCUUUGCUUUAUUUGGUUUCGGGCGCUCUUCGGGAGCCCGUGCUGUCUUCCGAAGCCGACCCAAACCCCAAAGGCCAAGAAAAAGGUGCACUUGCUUCGGGGCGUUUUCAUUUGCCGAUUCCUCGAGAUUACUCGGUUUAAAGGCCGAUGCAUUAAGAAGGGGGGAUAGAAGUAGCGGGAGUAACAAAGACCCGCGAACGUCCGGUCGGGAAGUCGCGCGUGCUCUAUGUCCCCAGGGGACGGGCCCCCAGUCCCAUCGAAGACCGGCGUGGGAAAGUUUUGACGAGGGUUUGGGUUCGGAAACUCUUUUGUUGGGCAGGUCGGAACUCUGGUCGUUUCCGGCACUCACCUCUUCUUUCCCUCAGGCCGUCUUGGCCGCCGUCUCAAGGGCACUCGGUUUCAGUUUUUGUUGCUACUUUUUCGGGUACAGCCCUAAAGGGAAAGCACCCGGCUAUUUAUGCAAAACUUGAGUUGUUUUGAACAUUUUCGGUUAACCCUCGAGUCUUUCCCCACUUUUCGGUUGUCAUCAUUUGGGUUGUAUGCAAAAUAAAUGAUCAUAGAAACGAGUUUGCACCUAAUUUAUCUCUCUGAAUCUGACUUUGAUGGGCACCUUUUCGUAGGACUUUUGACAUCUAAAAAGCGCCUGAGGCUAAGAGACUAGCAAAGUUUGUGGUGGGGUCAGAUUUGCUGGGUGACAACGUCAGCCUAAGGAAAGGUUUUUGGCCAGAAAGGUGUUGUAAUUUGAAGAGAGGGAAGAUUGAUUUUUUAUGUUGCCAAUAAAUUGCUUUUCCUUGAUUUAUUUGAGAAGCCCUGUUACGGUAGAUGUCCAAGUGUCCUAAUCCCUCUUUACUAUUACUUUUGUGUUUAUUUUCUUUGUGAAGGACGCGGAGAGGCUUGGUUAACUUGAGGUCGCUGUUGGAUACGAGUUUUCUUUGUUUUAGGGGACCCUGGGACGUUCUCCGAGCGACGCCAUAUUCUCACGACGCCCAACCUGGCCCAGCCGAUCGUCGGCCUCGCGUGUCAACCGUGCUUGGAGGACCGCGGGGCAUGUCCGGCCGAAGAGUUGGGCCGCUUUUGAUCGACCAUCUUCUUGUUUCAGCUCAAUGGAGGUGAAUGUCGAGCAGAGGCGACUGCUGCAGGCAUUUCUCUUCUUCUCCUUCUUCGGAGGUAAGACUAAUAACAGGUAUGCGGUCAGACAUGUAAACAGACCCAUAUCGGAUGACAGUCAACAGGCAUCCAACGUAUUUCCCACUUUUUUUACGCACCCAGUAAUCAUAACUGAUAUUUAAAAAAUAUAAUCUAAUGAAAUAUACAUAGUUUAAUAUUACGUAAUACGAUCAAAAAAGCUUCUGAAAUUUUCAGUUAAUUCGGCUGGGAUAGGUUGCUUCGUCUGUAGUUCAUUCAAUCAGGGGAACCCCGAGUGCGAAGACAUGUUCAACUCGAGUGUGUCGCACAGUGCAAAGGGAUCUGUCGCCAAUUAUCAAUACCCAUGUUGGGCGUUCAAAAAGGAUCGACAAGGGCUCUUCCCAGCCGAUCAUUGUGUCAAAGUCAAUGGAUAUCAGAGUAAGUCUCAAUUAUUAUUUUUUCACUCCUCAUAAUUUCUUGAUUUAUUUACUUUACCGUUCCAGCCGAUGACAAUUCCCAGACAAUCCUCAUUCGAACAUGUGCAUUGGACUCUGGGACUCUAACCGCAGACACAGGUAUGUCGAAAUUUAUGCGAUUAGGACUCAUUUUGUGCAUUCCUUGAAUAGUUAUAAUCUAAAGCAGACCAUAAAAUUGUUCGCUACUGGUUUUUAACAUCCGGGAUUUUUAUGGGCCGUACAUUUUAUGAGUCAAAAAGCACGAGUCCAAACUUCAGACCAUACAUGAAGUCCUUGCAGUUCCUCAAAUUAAUUGCCGUUAAGAUAGGCAUUUUGUAAAAUUAAAAUUUAUGUGGUAUCAAAUUAAGGUGGUCAUAUAAGUAUUCAAAAUAUAUUUUUCUCAAAUCGCGAUUUUCGGUGCACAAAAAAGUCGACGCCCAAAUCAAAAAAUUGCCGCCGACUUAAUUUUUUCUCGGCACCGAAUUCUGAAACCCGGUGAAUUUUUCUGUUUUUCGAAAUCAGUGCACAAAGUCUUAAGUCUAUUUGGACCGCAUUUCGGAAUUCGGUGCUGAAAAAAUUAAGUCGCCGCCAAUUUUUCGAUUUGGGCGUCGACUUUUUUGUGCACCGAAAAUCGCGAUUUGGGGAAAAAAUUUUAAUAUUUGUAUGACCACCUUUAUAUUGAACCCGAACUGAAACAAAAAUAUGUACUGCCAUAAACUUGUUUAUCAAACAUUUACAGAGAUCGUUCGGAUCAGUCACUGUGGCCAUUUCAAGUACGAGGGAAAACAAUAUACGGGUUGUGUGCAGUCCUGUGACACCGAUGGUUGUAAUGGUGUCACGGGACCCGGGGUCAUGAAGAUGGCUGUUCUAGUGGGGCUGAUCCUAGCCUCAAUGUUAUAA